Messenger RNA from Fusarium falciforme, 1902 nucleotides. Its product is annotated as HET domain-containing protein. NCBI's taxonomy places the organism in Eukaryota, Fungi, Ascomycota, Sordariomycetes, Hypocreales, Nectriaceae. The record is from RefSeq and is a predicted model, not a curated record. Bases 1 to 1902 code for a protein of 633 amino acids. The transcript has 2 exons.
AUGGCAGACCCUACAACCGCUUUUAAGUAUAUCCCGUUGUCGGGUCCUAAGAAGAUCCGCCUUCUCAGCCUUCAUCCCGCUUGGCGGUCAAGCCAGCCUAUUAAAUGCUCAUUCAGAGAGAUCACCCUCCAAGACAAUGUCGCCUCUGUCGACUACGAAGCUCUCUCGUAUACAUGGGGCGCUCCACGGGGGACGGAGCCGAUCCAGUGCGAGGGACGUACAAUCCUUGUCACUCCCAACUGCGAACAAGCUCUCCUCCACCUCCGCCAGAGAUUCAAGCCGCGAACCCCUUGGAUCGAUGCUAUCUGCAUCAACCAGCAGUCAACUGAAGAAAAGAACCAACAAGUCUCGACGAUGGGAGAUAUUUACUCCUCUGCCACCCGCACGAUCCUCUGGCUUGGGCCCAAGACGAACGCCGACCUAGAUGCAGUGAUGCGGCAUGCUGCGCGAUAUGGAAACAUGUAUCAGAGCGUCAAGAAGGCAUUUAGAAAGAUUCGGCCGGACAAUAAUCUGUAUUACACUGAAAGUAUCUUUGAAGCACCAAUCCUUUCCGCUGCCGAGACCGAACGUAUAACCAGGAUUGUCCCAAACCCAUGGUUUCUCAGGAUAUGGACCAUCCAAGAGUUCCUUCUGUCCAACUCCGCCGUGUUCAUGAUGGGGCAUCUACAGUGCCCUUCGUUAUCACUCUUUACAUACUUCUGCUUCGGUAAAAGACUCACCGGACGAGCAGACAUGGCCCAUUUUAGAAUGCGGAACACACUGAUAAAUAUGAUACCGCCAUCAACAAAUGAUCACUAUUUUGUCAGCUUCAUGGUCCUUAUCGUUCAGCUCUCAGCGCUCAACAAUGCAACCGAUCCGCGAGACAAGGUCUACGGUGUGCUGGCUUUUCUCAAGAGCAGAUGGCCUGAGCUGGAUCUUCCCGUUGUUGACUAUUCGCUAUCUGUCGAAACUGUAUAUGAGCAGUUCACUAGGUUCCUCAUCAACGCCACCAAGAGACUCUGGCCCCUGAAGAUCACUGUUGGGUCCUCCAGUCCAGGGUCUCAUUCCUCGGCCUCUUGGGUUCUGGACCUCAGCAACCCCGAUAGUAUAUUUCCCGGGGAAAGAGAGGAAUUUUUCGCUUUCAACGGAAGGGACUAUGUCAGGAAGACCCCCUUGACCACAAAAGAUACAGGCCAGCUCCGCGUGCGAACCAAGAGGAUUGGAACCAUCACGCAAAUGAGCACCAGAAUGCCAUGGGACCCUAUCUCGGGCAGCAUAGCCCCCAAGGAGCUCGACCAAGAACGUUCACAAUGUCUGGGCGAUUGGACUGCUUUCGUCACAGACAUUGAUAUGAAUCACGACCAAAGGAAAUCGCCGUACCUGUUUCACCAUUUGGUUCGUCCUCAGCGUUCCGGCGGCUUUCCGCAGUCAGAGGAAACAGACCCUGUGCCGGACCCGAAUUAUCGGGCCUUGCGAGUCAUCACCAAUGGACUACAUUACCUCAGAGUGAGACAGCAAGCAGAAGAUGAAGUCAGUAUUGCAAGCUCAACCACUCCAUGGGAUUCUCAGGGCGAGAUUGAAAAGAAGAAGAGGAAGGAGAGGAAAAAGAAAAAGAAGGAAGCGGAAAAGACUCCCUCUACAUUUGACGACGAUGCACGCAGGCUUGACAGAUGUGUCUUGUUUCUCACAAGCAGGGGAAACCUGGCGACUAGUCCUGGGGACGUGCACGUUGGGGACAGGAUCUGCGCCAUCGAGGGAUCGAAUUCCGAGUUUAUCGUAAGGCGAAAAGGCAGGGGGUAUCAGCUGGUGGGCAGAGCGACUGUAUAUCGGUACGGGUCUCAGAAGGCGAGGCAGCAGGGGAAGUGGAAUCCCACGGAUUGGACCGAGGAUGAGCCAGGAGUUUUCGAGAUGUUGCUGGUUUAA